AGGAGGGGGAGGGAGGGGAAGGCCGCUCCCGUCAGUCAGACGGCUGUGGGAAUCGCCGGGAGCGGAUGGCGGCUGCUAUAGUAGCCCCACCCGCCGUCGGGGGCGAGGAGACCGCGGCAGCAGCCCGGGUUCCGGGAUCUACGGGGUUGCCAGGGAGCCGUAGCGCCGAGCGGGCUCUAGAGGAGGCCGUAGCCACUGGGACACUGAACCUGUCGAACCGGCGUCUGAAGCAAUUCCCCAGGGGCACGGCCAGUGGCUACGACCUGUCGGAUAUCACCCAAGCUGACCUAUCCAGGAACCGGUUCCCUGAGGUGCCAGAGGCAGCAUGCCAGCUGGUGUCCUUAGAGGGUCUGAGCCUCUAUCACAAUUGCCUUCGGUGCCUGAAUCCAGCGCUGGGGAACCUCACGGCCCUUACUUACCUCAACCUAAGCCGGAACCAACUGUUGUCGCUGCCUCCUUAUAUCUGCCAGCUGCCCCUUCGUGUGCUCAUUGUCAGCAACAACAAGCUGGGAGCUCUGCCUCCUGACAUUGGGGCUUUGGGAAGCCUAAGACAGCUUGAUGUAAGCAGCAAUGAGCUUCAGUCCCUUCCCCUCCAGUUGGGUAACCUCCACUCCUUGAGGGACCUUAAUGUUCGGAGAAACCAGCUCAGCACUCUGCCUGAUGAGCUGGGAGACCUUCCUCUUGUUCGUUUGGACUUCUCCUGUAACCAUGUUUCUCGAAUCCCAAACUCUUUCCGCCGCCUCAGGCACCUCCAGGUCAUUCUGCUGGAUAGCAACCCCCUUCAGAGCCCUCCUGCACAGAUCUGCCUGAAGGGAAAGCUUCAUAUCUUUAAGUAUCUUUCAUCAGAGGCUGGAGAGCGGGGAGUCUCUGGAUUUGGGGACCUGCCACCCUCUCACCCAUCAGGCUUUAGCCCCUGCCCUGUGGAAGAUUUGUUCCCUGGACGUCGGUAUGAUGGUGGGCUGGACUCUGGUUUCCACAGUGUUGACAGUGGAAGUAAGAGGUGGUCUGGAAAUGAGCUGACAGAUGAAUUUUCGGAACUAUCUUUCCGUAUCUCAGAAUUGACCCAAGAACCUCGGGGGCCUAGGGAGCAGAGAGAGGAUCGAAGUGGUUGUGGGGACCCUGAACAAAUUGACUUCAUAGAUAGCAGUGUACCUGGGGAGGAAGAGGACAGAGGUCCUAUUGAGGAGCAGCAACUGGAAGAGCACAAGACCCCAGAGAUAGAAAUAGAAAGGCCCCCUAGUGCCAGGUUGGUGGAGCCAGCUGGGGAAGAACGUCGCCGGCCAGACACACUGCAGCUGUGGCAGGACCGAGAGAGGAGGCAACAGCAAAAGGAGAGUUUCCUGAAACUGGCAAACAAGGGUAAUGGUGGAAGUGCUACCAACAUAGCCUCCAACAACAAUUCCUCCAAGCCAAGUGGCCCCCAGCCUGGAGCUCCUAUACCCAGCUCUUCAUCUCCAGACCUCCACACAGUCUGUCCAGCCACAGGCCCUUCUCCCCAGCCACUUGGCCCCACCCAAAGACCAAACAGUUUCCUGUUCCGUUCAUCUUCUCAGAGCAGCUCAGCUUCCUCUCCAGGCCCAUUUUCAUCAGAGCCUGUUCUGAGACCACGACGGUCCCCCCAGUCAAUGGAGGAUAAGGAAGAGUUAAUGGCUCAACUCCGACAGGUCCUCGAAUCUUGCCUACAGCAGCCCCUGCCUGAUGAUUUAAGUGAUGCUCUGGCUAAUGGCGUUAUCCUAUGUCAGUUAGCCAAUCACCUCCGCCCACGAUCUGUGCCCUUCAUUCAUGUUCCCUCACCUGCUGUGCCAAAACUUAGUACUCUCAAGGCUCGAAAGAAUGUGGAGAGUUUCUUAGAGGCCUGCCGAAAGAUGGGAGUCCCUGAGGCUGACCUGUGCCUGCCCUCAGACCUCCUCCAGGGUACCACACAGGGGCUACGUACCACGAUGGAGGCUGUGAAGUGUGGUGGUGGGGAGGGCCCCCUCCCCCUUGGGCUCUCUCCCAGCCUGGGGGGCUUCGCCGCCUUCUACGUGGUCCUCAUGUUCCUGCUCUAUGUCACCUACGCUCGGCUUCUAGGCUCCUAGGACCCUGGAGCCUGAACGUCCCCAAACCUCGUGUGCCUAUUUAUGACAAUUCCUUCCCCUACUGCCCACCCCCUCAGGAAAAGUCUCAUUGUGGGGACUACCCCUCUUUUCUCUCUGACCAAUGAUGCCUUCUGCCCUCACCAAAGCUGUACCUCUUCCCUUUCCAUAAACAUACAAUGACUUCAGAAGCCCCACAUUACGUAGGGUCUCCCUCUACAAUGGACCCCUAGCCUCUACUCAUUUCUGUGGGCCCUCAUUGUGGGUCUUCCACCUCUUAAUUCUCUCUGGCCCUUGAUUCUUCAGAGAGGCUUUGGGCCCCUGCACUCCCUCCUCUGUUUCUCCCUGCCCUCUUCCCCCCCCCCCCCAGUCCUCCCUUGUUAAAUUAUCUUUAUUUUGUAGAGAGAUCACUAUAUUUUUAGGGGAUGAUAGGGCCCUUGCCCAAAUCCUCCCUCUUUGUUUAUAAAUUGUAUAGAACUUGA
Molecule: messenger RNA, 2557 nt
Organism: Gracilinanus agilis (Agile Gracile Mouse Opossum)
Lineage: Eukaryota; Metazoa; Chordata; Mammalia; Didelphimorphia; Didelphidae
Gene: LRCH4
Product: leucine rich repeats and calponin homology domain containing 4
Exons: 18
Coding region: 66-2078 (670 amino acids)
Molecular function (GO): protein binding
Source: RefSeq, a predicted model, not a curated record